Molecule: messenger RNA, 147 nt
Organism: Colletotrichum aenigma
Lineage: Eukaryota; Fungi; Ascomycota; Sordariomycetes; Glomerellales; Glomerellaceae
Exons: 1
Coding region: 1-147 (48 amino acids)
Source: RefSeq, a predicted model, not a curated record
AUGGCCGCGAACGUGUCCAGCUCGGACUGCUCCUUCAAGUGUCCAGGAAACAGCACGCAAUACUGCGGCGCGGGUGUGAGGCUCAACCUCUACAUCCUCAGAACGGAGUACGCGAGGUUGCAGAAUCUGGCCGGCACCUCCUCCUAA